CCAAAGUGCUAUCAGACCCUCGUUGUUUCCAUCGGUCCAAUCCACCAUAGGAAACCGAACAUUCACCUUGCCUAAAAUAAAAGAAUACAAAUCACCUUGCCUAAAGUAAAAGAAAACUUUUAUUCUUUCACUAGCUAGUCCUAUAAGUAGUUUAAACAAAUGUAUACAAAUUACAAUUAUCAAGAUUGAGGUUCUUAACUUGACUAGAAUUCAGCAAAAAUGGAUAAACAAUAUGCUAAAGAAACAAUGAUUACUAGAGAAGAAGGUAGGUGCAUUGGCAAUGAAAAGAUUUCUGGUAAUCAAGAUGAAUGCAACAUUACAAUUCAAGAGUCAAACUCAGAUUCUCAUGAAAUCAGUGAAAAUGAGAGACAAUGGCUAAAAUCAUUGGAGAAGAGCAGAGAGUACCCCACCAUUGGCUCAUCACAGAAGCCAAAGAUACACAUGGUCCCCAAAAUGCAUCGCGAGAUUGAAUCAAAUGUAAGAUGCUAUGAGCCCCUUGUGGUUGCUCUCGGUCCAUUUCACCAUGGAAAAUCCAAGCUUCAACCUAUGGAGAAGUACAAGGAGAUGAUGGCAAUUCAGUUUGCUGAUCAAGAAAGCACCGAACCAAAAUCUGCUGGGGUCUUAUCACGGCUUUUAACAAAAUCAGUGUCCAUUGAUGAGCUUUACAAAAAGGUGAAGAACAUUGUGCCUAAUGUCAGGGAGUGUUAUGCUCUGGACUUGAUUAAAGAUUACAGCAAUGAGGAGUUUGCACAGAUGAUGUUCCUGGAUGGCUGUUUCAUUCUCCAAUAUAUUCUCUGCCUUGUCACUGGCAAUUAUAAGAAGCUGCAAAUGAAGAGUCAUGAUAUAGCUUUCAUUCGUCGUGAUCUUUCUUACUUGAAAAUCAGCUACCUUUUGAAGUCCUGCAUGUGUUAAUGAGCUGUAGGUUCAAGAAAG
Molecule: messenger RNA, 933 nt
Organism: Nicotiana tabacum (common tobacco)
Lineage: Eukaryota; Viridiplantae; Streptophyta; Magnoliopsida; Solanales; Solanaceae
Source: RefSeq, a predicted model, not a curated record